AAAUUUAAAUAGAAAGAAAAUGAAUGAGAAAUCCGCGUAGAGCUACCAAGGCGGUGGUGCACAAAUUUGAUUCCAUGACGUCCCAGAUUUUCACCGCAAAAUUUUGCCGAAAUUUAGGUGCCAAAUUUAUUUUCGGCUACUAGAUAUUUACAAAUAUGUUUAUGUUUAGUUGGUUGCUUAGAUCAUAGAGUUUUUUGUGUUGUCAUUUUGUUGCCUGACAUGCUUACCUCUCAGAAGAAGCUGUGGUCGGAUUGGUCCCUCUCCGAACCGGCCGGUCAGGAUUAUGAUGAAAAUUUGGAUAAAGAGAGUAAUGUGGAUGAACAAAGUAUGAUGAACAUGAGAAAGAAAUUAUCUGAGCUCGAAAACGAGCUUUAUGAUUACCAGUAUCAGAUGGGGCUUCUUUUGAUGGAGAGAAAGGAGUGGAUUGCGAAUUAUGAAAAACUUCAGCAAGCAUUUGCGGAAACUAGAGACAGCCUUAACCAGAAGCAAGCAGCCAUAUCUGAUAUGGAGAAGCGAGAAGAAGAUUUGAGGAAAGCAUUAGGUGUUGAGAAGCAGUACGUCGUUGAUUUGGAGAAGACUUUGCAUAAAAUGCACUCACAGCACGCAGAAAUUAAGUUUACAUCUGAUUUGAAGUUGGUUGAAGCAAAUGCUCUGGUCAGAGGUAUCCGGGAUAAAUCUUUAGAGGCAGAAUCCAAGUUGCGCGCUGCUGAUGCCAAGGAUGUUGAUCUGAGCAGAAAGAAUUUAGAGAUUGAUAGGAAAUUAAAUGAGGUGGACGUUAAAGAAGAUGAACUUCAAAGGGAACGAUUAUCGUUCAACUCAGAGCGUGAAGCACAAACAAGUGAUAUAUGCAAACAAAGAGAUGACUUGUGGAAAUGGGAAAGAAAACUGCAGGAGGGUGAACAGAAGCUAGAGGACGUUCAGAGAUUACUCGACCAAAGAGAGAAAUUAGCUGAUAUAAGAAAAAGAGUUGAAGAACUAACUUUCAGAGAGAAGGAAUCUGAUGCCAAGAGAAAAGGCCUGGAGAUUAAAGAGAAGGAAUUACUUGAAUUAGAGGAAAAACUUAAUGUCAGAGCAAACAGCAUGGAGGAGAAAGUUUCAAAACGCGAACAAGACCUAUAUAGAAAAACUGCCAGAUUAAAGGAAAGAGAGAAGGAUUUUGAAUCUAAGUUAACGGACUUAAAGGAAAAGGAGAAAUCUCUUAAAGUUGAGGAGGAAAAAACGGAGAAGGAAAAGGAAAAAAUAAUUUUGGAGGAGGAGAGAUUGUUUAGUCUUAAAGCUCAAAUUGAAAAAUCUAGAGAAGACAUGGAAGAAGAGCGACAGAGGAUAAAAAACGAGAGUGAAAUUCUUAAAUUAACAGAAGAAGAGAGGUUGGGACAUUCCCUCUUGCAGCUGGAACUAAAACAAGAGAUUGAUAAAUGCAAAUCUCAGAGAGAACAGCUUCUCGAGGAACGAGAAGAUUUGAAGCAGGAAAGGGACAGGUUUGAGAAAGAGUGGGAACAUCUGGAUGAAAGAAUAAGGUUAUCUGAUGAAGAAAGAGACAAAGAAAUUAAAGAAAUAAAUUAUUUAAAGGGAGUCGUGGCAAAAGAAAUGGAAGAAGUGAGAUUGGAGAGUUCAAGAAUAGAGAAUGAGAAACAGGAAAUAAAAACGAAUCAGAUGCAUCUCGAUGAGAAGUGGAUUGAAAUGAGGAGAAACAAUGAUGAACUUGUUAGUCUGAGUAACAAGCUGAAGGAACUACGUGAACAAUUCUUCAAGGAAAAAGAGCAGUUUCUUACAUUUGUUGAGAAGCAUAAGAGCUGCAAGAAUUGUGGUGACCCGUUUCCGGAGUUUGUUCACUCAAAUCUCCAGUCUCCAGCUUCCCUGGAUGCCAUGAAAACCCCUACACUGCCACACUUGACGGAUCUUUAUUCAAAAGGUCACGGGAGCAUUCAUGACAGGCCGGGUAGUGAGGCAACAUCAAGAGCAGUGGAUUCAGGAUCUCCGGCCUCAACUGGAACCAUGUCCUGGCUUCAGAAAUGCACUUCAAAGAUCUUGACUUUAUCAACCGGAAAGAAAAAUGAUCCUGCUUACACCAAUCAUAACUUCUCAACAAAGCAUGUCCAUUUAGAAUCACCGCUAGAGAGACUAUAUAGCUCUGAUGAUUCAGAGCUGCAGUUUGGAGUUGCAGAGGACAAUCUUGAUCUUAAACAAAUGCAAUCUAACAACAGCAUUAGGGAGGUUGGAAAUGGAUCAAAUCCAGAUGUUAAUGAACAAAGCAAAAGCAAUGGAGAGCCACAUAAUGUUGUUGAGGCUUCUCAGCAUUCUGAUCAGAAAUUAGACCCGCCUAGGCGCGGAAAAAGAGGCAGAGGUAAAGCUAACGUAAGACACACGGUGAAGACAAAUGUUACAGACGUCAAACUUAGAGGCAAUGUUCCUGAGCUCAACAAGAAUGAACAUACUAAAAGGGAUCAGGCUGGUAGGAAAAUGCAAAGGAAGAGGAGCCGUCCAUACUCUUCCCGGAGAAAACAAAGUGACAGUGACUACACUUACAGUGGAGGGGAUUCUGAUAGUAAUAUUACUCUAGGACGUCGCAAGAGGAGAAAUAUAGUUGUUCCACCUUUACAAACCACUAGUGCGCAGCCUUACAAUUCACCUGUACAAACCACUAGUGGGCAGCGUUACAGUUUCCGGCAACGUGGGACAUAGGUUUCCUGUUUUAAACGUUAGCAUCCUAACUCCCCGACCAAUGACUUCCAUCAACUUGCCAGGAUUUUGAUACCAAUAAAGUACAGGUAACCGAGAAAGGGUAACCAGCACAGAGAUGCGGAUUUAAGUAUAACAAUCGAUAUACAGAAACACAUUUUUUCUCUAAACUAAGGCAUAUAUAAAUAACAAUUUAUAGGUGUCUCCUUCUGUCUAUCAUAUAUAUAUACAAGCCCUGAAUUGUAAAGAGGGCACACUAUUUACCUUAAUAGCGAACAUAAAAUUACAUGUCCAGGCUAUCUGAAU
Molecule: messenger RNA, 2985 nt
Organism: Daucus carota subsp. sativus
Lineage: Eukaryota; Viridiplantae; Streptophyta; Magnoliopsida; Apiales; Apiaceae
Product: nuclear matrix constituent protein 1-like
Exons: 5
Coding region: 220-2682 (820 amino acids)
Biological process (GO): nucleus organization
Cellular component (GO): nucleus
Source: RefSeq, a predicted model, not a curated record